Artibeus jamaicensis (Jamaican fruit-eating bat) is the source of this 2448-nucleotide messenger RNA. It is a transcript of the gene NPY, whose product is annotated as neuropeptide Y. Bases 104 to 493 code for a protein of 129 amino acids. The transcript is spliced from 4 exons. Gene Ontology annotation, biological process: neuropeptide signaling pathway; feeding behavior. Lineage: Eukaryota; Metazoa; Chordata; Mammalia; Chiroptera; Phyllostomidae. Gene Ontology annotation, cellular component: extracellular region. The record is from RefSeq and is a predicted model, not a curated record. Gene Ontology annotation, molecular function: neuropeptide hormone activity; neuropeptide Y receptor binding.
UCCACUCAGAUCGUUCACCGGCUCUCACCCCUGGGAGAGGCGCUCCGGACAGAGCUUUCACCGCCCAGCCACGCCCGCCACCGCCACUGCCACCACCACCACCAUGCUGCGGAGCAAGCGACUGGGGCUGUCAGGACUGACCCUCGCCCUGUCCCUGCUCGUGUGCCUCGGCGCGCUGGCCGAGGCAUACCCCUCCAAACCCGAAAACCCGGGAGAGAACGCAUCUGCGGAGGACCUGGCCAGAUACUACUCUGCGCUGCGGCACUACAUCAACCUCAUCACCAGGCAGAGAUACGGAAAACGAUCCAGCCCUGAGACACUGAUUUCAGACCUCUUGAUGAGAGAAAGCACGGAAAACAUUCCCAGAACUAGGGACCCCUUGUUAACCUCAUUAGCCUGUGCUGUCAGCAGAAAGGAUUGCUGCCCACCAGAACUUUCUGCAACAUGUCUUACAUCUCCCCUGUUUAAUACGGCCGCCAUUAGCCACAUGUAGCUUUUGAGCAUUUGAAUGUAGCUAGUGCAAAUAAGGAGCUGAAUUUUAAAUGCUAGCACAUUUUAAUUUAAAUCUCCACGUUUCCAGCAGUUACCGUAGCAGACAUCUCAGGUGUACACAGUUCCUCAGGCCAGUACUCUUAGAAUUUGAGUCAUAAGCAGAAACACACUGAGUAGGAUGAUUGUCUUCUCACCCAACGUGCAGUAUAUUAAUCAGUUUAGCCAACGGUUAUUAAACUGCCUCCUUCAUGUACUCACUUGCAUGGGCUUAGUUUAAAAUUAACGUUAUUAGCUUCUUACUUGUAAUUUCUAAAUCAAAGAAAAUGGCCAUCACCCUGUAUCUGUACUUGCUACUACACUGUAUAAAUAUGCACACAUAUUUUUAUGUGAGGUCUUGAAACCGCUUACAAAAACCCCAUGUACAUCAUGACUCAGAACCCUUGUAGUAUAGAAAAUGCCCUCUACACAAAAAACUCAUGUUUUUUCAGCCAGUGAAGUCAAUGUUUCUACAAAGCACAAUUUCUUUCAAUGAAACUAAGAUAAAACUACUCUGUAAUUUUCCUAAAGUUAUCCUUAGUUUUGUUUGUGCUUUAACAUAAAUACCAAUAUAUAUUUUAAAAGCAAAGAAAAGCAUUUUUAAAAGCGUAAAAUGUUUAGUAAGUCAGAAUUUAUUAUCACACAAGAUCAAACUUCUUUAUUAACUUAGUAUAUUGGAGCUUUUCUUUAUUGAAGUGUAGUAUUAUGCAAAGAAAGGUGACUUAAAGGUUCGUUUGGAAGCAGAGGUGUGCUAAAGUAUUCAUCACCAUAAACAGAACUCUUGGUUACACAGAACAGAGCAAGUAGGAAUAAUGUAUAUGAACCACUGGAAGAUGACCUGGGAAUUUUGUUUUAAAUAAAACAUUACACGUCUUAUCCCACUGAAUCUAAAUGCCUGAAAGACUAAACAUUCAACAGGUUAUAAUUUACCCAUAACUCAGGCCCUAAUACUCCUCAUCUCCUCCCCUCAUCUCACCGGAAAGAGAACUAAACUUCCACACUGUGCAAAGCUCUGUGGCCUUGACUCUGUGGCUCCCAGGUUCGCUGACCCUCAUGUUCUCUGAACUGAGUCCUCACUUGUGAUACAGCAAUAAUAAAUCCUGCCCAACUUUCCACCUAAGUCUACUAGCAUUCAAAUUCAAGUUUAGAUAUCGUUACAAGUAAGAAAGAGUAGGGGAGUGGAGUGGAUAAGGAUGAAGUGUUUGAUGAUUUCUGUGUUGGAUCACACAUUCCUUGCUGUAGAUUGAAUGUGUCCUUCCAAAUCUGUGUGUUGGAGUCCUAAUCCCCACUGUGAUGGCAUUUUGGAGUGGGCUCUUUGGGGGUGAUUAGGUCAUGAGCUCACUUGAAAGGGAUUGGUGCUGUCAUAAAAAGGGACCCCAGAGUGCUCUUUUGUCACAUAAGACACAGUGAGAAGAUGGGUAUCCAUAACCAGGAAGCUGGCUCUUACCAGCCACUGAAGCUGCUUGUGAUGUCAUCCGGGACUUGCAGCCUCCAGGGCCGUGAGCAACCUCAGCAGUACAUUUCUGUUGUGAAGUUGCCCACUGGCAGUAGUUUGCCAUUAUAGCCCAAACGGACUAAGAAAUCCCCGAUAAAGAAGAACUAGCGUUAAGGAAUACAAUAAUGGUAAACUUUCUAAAAUAGCACAAGUGCAUUCCAAGAGGUUCCCUGGUAGUAUUCUCAAACAUUCUCAGGCUGUCGACCCUCCUUGGGAUAGGAAUAAAGGCAGCAGAUUACCCACCUGUCAUUGCAAACAGUAAUCCUCGCUUGAGUGACAGUAAGAACAGUUCAGCAUUUAGUAAUGAGAUGCCUAUAAGCAAUGCCAUCAUUAUCAAGUAAAUGUAUAAGCACUGUUAAGCUCUCCUCUAAUCCAAACUGUAUUCUACAUUCUAAGAAGAAUAAAUUGUCCAUCAGUUUUUUACA